Messenger RNA from Rotaria sordida, 1200 nucleotides. The record is from the annotation of a GenBank genome assembly. NCBI's taxonomy places the organism in Eukaryota, Metazoa, Rotifera, Eurotatoria, Philodinida, Philodinidae.
AUGUUAGUUCAUCGUCAUCCAUCAUCUGAAAAUAAAGAAUCAAAAUCUGAUAUGCGUCGAUUACAAAAAUCAUCAAAAUAUUUAUUAAAUAGUUUAUGUAUCCGAUCAAGAUUUCUUACAAAAUUUAAACGAUGGAUGUUUACACGAUAUGGAUUUUUUAUUAUUACGGCUACUCUAAUAGUUUUCAUUAAUGAAAUUUUAUUCUAUGAAUGGUCUCGAUUUCAUUGGCCAAAUAUUGAAUCAUUAGCAAAAAAAUCUACUGUUGAAAAACUUCUUCUUGUUGCUGAUCCACAAUUAAUUGGUGAAAAAGAUGAAGGUUUAUUUGGAUUAAUUACAAGAAAGGAUGCUGAUAGAUAUCUUGCUAAAACAUUUUCUCAAGUAAAUCAAUAUAUAAAACCAGAUUGGAUACUUUUUUUGGGUGAUAUAUUUGAUGAAGGUUUAUCAGCAACAGAUGAUGAAUUUAAACGAUAUUUUGAUCGGUUUGAUUCAAUAUUUCAAUAUGAAAAUCGUGAACAAAAAUGUAUUGUUAUUCCAGGUGAUAAUGAUGUUGGUGGAGAAUAUUAUGGUGAUAAACAACCUAUAUUAAGACAACGUUUUCGAAAUUAUUUUGGUCGAACUAUUGCUUUAUAUCGUCAAAAUAAUAUUGAAUAUCUUAAAUUAGAUAUCGAUAUGUUUGAAUCAUAUAUUGAUGAUAAACGUGCUGCAAUAAUGGAACAAACACAAAAUCGUCCAUUAUCAUCAAUAUUUCGUAUUGUACUUAAUCAUUGGCCUUUAUUAACACGUUCUGCUCGUUUUGUUAAACCAUUUAUAAAUGAAUUAGAACCAAAUCUUAUUCUCAAAGGUGAUAGUCAUCAUUUUUAUAUAUUUGCAUAUGAUCGAAUUAAUAUGACAAAUCGUAUUAUAGCACGAGAAUAUUUAUCACAAUCAAUUCUUUCUAUAGAUCUUGAUCAAAAACGUUUUAUUUAUGAAAUAUCAGUACCGACAUGUUCAUAUCGAAUGGGUGUUGAUAGAAUUGGAUAUAUUGUUCUUUUACUUGAUAGUGCUACUAAAACGGCUCAUUUAAGUAUUCUAUCAACACCAAGAAGAUAUAUAUCAUUAUAUUUUUAUGCAGCUUAUGGGAUCUGUUUUUUGAUUAGUUUAGUUUUAAUUUUAUUAUUUCCAAGACGAUCUUUAUCAAAAUGGUUGACUUUAAAUCGAUGA